GAGAAAGUUAAAUGAAGCAUAAAAUGUGUAUGAACAAAUAUAUAUAGGUUUAAGAUAAUAUAUAGAAUAGUCAAUCUGGUGCGUGAACUAACAUUUGUGAAACUUUUCAAAGGCAGUCAAUUGAAAAAAAAACAUGAAACUAAUUGCACUUUUGUUUUUAAUACUGUUAACAAUAUCAAAUAUUUAUGAAUCAGCUAAUGCACUGCAAAUGUAUGUCCAUGAAAAUCAGUGUAUUUCUGAUUUACAGCAGUUAAUGGAUGAAUGUGGAGAUGAAUACUUUUCAAAAUUUUAUGCAAGAGAACGUUACAAGAGACGUGAUAGAUUUCGGGGUUGAGUAGAAGACAUUGGAUUUUGAAAUGGAUAUUUAUGAUAACCAAUUCGGAUAGUACAUUUCCUUCUCAAAUUUUACUAGAAAUUACAUAAUACAGUUUGUGAAUACAUAUAGUUACACUAAUUGGAAAAAAUAUAUAUGAAAACUUUGAUUUCAACUAUUUCUUUUGAAGAUUUCUAAGAAGUUAAUUAGUGAGUGCAUUGACAAAUUCUAAUAGAUUAACUAGUUAUCAAGUAAAGGUAAAACACUUUGUAGUUAUAUGAAAUCUUUUAUUUGUGCGUCUUUUGUGGCUCAAUGUCUGAUUCCAGGUAGAUUGUUUCCUGCUUGUAAUCGAAAUAUACAUUUCGCUAAUUCUUGCAUAUAAUCAUCCAAUUAAAUCGUGUCAGUGAAUAACGAAAUUAAAUAAUUCAAGUACAAGAACGAAGUUUGAG
This is a messenger RNA of Schistosoma rodhaini, 762 nucleotides long. Lineage: Eukaryota; Metazoa; Platyhelminthes; Trematoda; Strigeidida; Schistosomatidae. The record is from the annotation of a GenBank genome assembly.